Messenger RNA from Plasmopara halstedii, 1158 nucleotides. RefSeq lists its product as uncharacterized. Lineage: Eukaryota; Oomycota; Peronosporomycetes; Peronosporales; Peronosporaceae. The transcript has a single exon. The record is from RefSeq and is a predicted model, not a curated record. The coding region runs from base 1 to 1158 and encodes 385 amino acids.
AUGGCUGGUACAUUGUGGUUUCUGAACGUUCGCGAGAUGGUUCAAUUACUUGGAACAUGUCGAACGCUUCGCGAGGAUAAAAGUCUGGGUAUUAUGGCAUUGAGUAAUUGUAACAUGGGGGUCCAUUUAUUGCAGGGAUGUAACAGUGACUGGAUGGACUUGUUCUUACAGAACCAGCUUAAUUGUAUUAUAGAGAAAUCUGAAUUCUGGUCUGAGUGCAAAGAGCAUCAUUUUAAUCCUGGAAGUAAGGAACUAAACGGGCACUUAAUGCAGGAUAAAGUGCCACUACGUUACUCAGAAGGUCAAGCAGCACAUAUGUUAUCACUUCUUGGAGCAUUAGAAUUUCAUCUCAAGCCAUUCUACACUCGUGCUUAUGUUGCGACACCAUUUGGCGAAUUCUGUCGUGCUCGGCCUGUGAUUGUGCCGUUACCUUUACCACAUAAGAAAAGAAAAUGUGCUCCGUGGACGAUGGAGCAUGCUCAAUCUGCAUUGAAUACUCUUGUCGAUGGCCUCGGAGACGAUUUUGCUGCAUCAACUACGAAGUAUGUAUAUGUCUCCGAGGUUGGCAUGCAUUGGGACAAUAUAUUAGUGGGGAAUCGGGACAUUAAAUCAAAAUGUGGAUUUUGCAGCGCAGCUCGAAAAGCGAUUCGCGACUAUCGAAAAAUUGCGAAAUCGAUGUUCGAUGAAUUUUCCGACGUUUUGAGAGAUAAACAAUUGGAGUGGCGUGCACAAGGUCUGGAUGAUGAUGAAAUGCACGAGCGGCGUAGUUUAUUGAAAGCCACCAUGUUUCCCGAAGAUAUGUAUCCAGACAUUAAUGCUGCUCAAAGCACUGCGGAUGAUAUCCUGGCACAUAUUUGCGAAACUGAUCAGUUUCCGAUGGUACCGUUUGAAGGCAUGGCCAGUUGUCUUGAACGGAAAAACGAUGAUAUCUUUACUGCAUUGGCUUUAGAAUGUCAGGAUCUUUGUGCGACAUUUUAUCAACCACUUAAACGAAGUAUUGGAACUCUUGUGGCAAUUCGUGGCCAACGACUGCAUCGAUCAUGGAUGGACACUGGUGAAGAUGCAGCUCGCAUUCGACGCGAAUUAGUUGCUGGAAUAACUUCGACUGGAUUUCUGGUUGGUGUUUAUAUUAUGAGAGCCGUAGAGGAUCUUGUUUGA